AUGUCGACAGUGUCGCUUCAUGCCGUGGGGACCAUUAAAAGACUUGAACUGGAACUAAUCUUCAGCUCCGUCACGAGAACUGUGUUAAACAAGACAUGCUAUCAAUUACUCGACUUCCUUACCACCUCUUUUCACUGCUAUCAUAAUUCUCUGUUAAUUCAAGCAGAAACGCAACAAGUUAGAAUUUCUAAAUGUUAUUACGGAUAUCAUGUGGAUUUUCACAAACCAUUAAAUUCACCAGCAAGUGAAGAGAAAACUACACAAAAGAUGAGAAUGAACAUGAAGCUUUUUGAUCAAAGUGUUCAAUAA
Messenger RNA from Clunio marinus, 309 nucleotides. The record is from the annotation of a GenBank genome assembly. Lineage: Eukaryota; Metazoa; Arthropoda; Insecta; Diptera; Chironomidae.